GCCCUCCGAUCUCACCCGUCUCUUUGUUCUGCCAUGGCGUGAAAUCAUCAUCAUCAUCCACUGUGUCGACAUGCAUAUCCGCCAGCUCCUCCAUCGCCUUCUCCUCCAUGUUUUUCAUCAUCUUCGGCUCUGACUGGCUGGUGCCACAACCGCUGCCACCUCGAAGCUUCCACAUCUCUGAAGUAGCAGCGUUUGGAUUGCUCGAAGAAGCCUUGUCUCUCAAUGGCACGCUCGAACUCAACUUUGCUAUCCUGGCAUAUCCAAAGCCCGCAGGCGUCCUGAGAUGAGGUCUAUGCAAUGAUCCA
Guillardia theta CCMP2712 is the source of this 305-nucleotide messenger RNA. RefSeq lists its product as hypothetical. The transcript has a single exon. Bases 108 to 287 code for a protein of 59 amino acids. NCBI's taxonomy places the organism in Eukaryota, Cryptophyceae, Pyrenomonadales, Geminigeraceae. The record is from RefSeq and is a predicted model, not a curated record.